Molecule: messenger RNA, 192 nt
Organism: Mycotypha africana
Lineage: Eukaryota; Fungi; Mucoromycota; Mucoromycetes; Mucorales; Mycotyphaceae
Exons: 1
Molecular function (GO): nucleic acid binding
Source: RefSeq, a predicted model, not a curated record
GAGCUCAACCCCAUUGAACAGUUUUGGGCUCUAGUUAAGCGUAAGGUUAGACGUCAUAGCCUGCGAGAUGCCGAAACACUUGAACAUAGAAUUGCUGAAGCUGCUCGUGAAAUUCCUAUUGAGCAUCUUAAGAACAUUAUUUUGCACUCUAAGAACCAAUUCGAGAAUUGCUUGAAUAAUAUACCAAUCUAA